UCUCAUAUUACACACAGCGAAAAGCGCUCCAGCCAAAUACUACAGUAUGUAUGAUUGGAUUUAUUUCACAGGUAUAAGGGUUGGCCUUCUUUUUGAAAAGUUUUUCUUUACUUCUUGAAUUGGUUGUUUGUUUCACUAUCCUCUCCAUGGAUGUAUAAAACUAAGGCAAAAUAAGCAAAAAGGAUUGUAAAGUAUUUUUUAUUUUAAUUUGUACAUUUUGGAUGCAUUGCACUGACAAGACAACAUGUUGUUGUCAGCGACAUUAGAGGAACUUCUCAACAACCUUUUUUGGUCUUUGGAAACAGACAUCCAUAAACCACUGGUAGUGUUUGGAGGAUCUGGACACUGACCAGCUGUUUUACGUUUGCUUUGAAUGAAUAGAAGCGAGAGGAUGUGACAUAGAGAGACCAAAUUCUUGUGAGUUUGACUUUAAAAAUGCUAGUACAAAAUGUAAUUUUUUACACAUAAUACAUGAAAAAUAUAUUUCACUUUGUGUAUCUCUCUGCUUAUGAAGAUGGAUUUCAACUUGAGUAGCACAGUGCUCUAUGCGGUCAACAGCACUGUGACCCCCUUCCUCAACAAUACAGGACCCUAUCAUCCUGCAGCGGGACCCUGGAGUUUACUACUGCUGGUGAUCAUCAUCAUGACCAUCGUGGUGGGCAACCUGCUGGUCAUCAUCGCUAUAGCACGCACAUCCCAGCUACAGACUAUAACUAACAUCUUCAUCAUGUCCCUGGCCUGUGCUGACCUCAUCAUGGGGGUCCUGGUGGUGCCUCUGGGGGCCACCAUAGUGCUGACGGGGAACUGGCAGCUGAGUGACACCUCUUGUGAGCUCUGGACCUCCGUAGACAUGCUCUGUGUCACGGCUAGCAUUGAGACUCUUUGCGUGAUUGCAGUGGACCGCUAUAUUGCUAUUACAAGGCCCCUCAGGCACAAGGUUCUGCUCAAUAAGUGGCGUGCCCGGCUAAUAGUGUGUGUGGUUUGGAUUGUGUCUGCUCUGAUAUCCUUUGUGCCCAUCAUGAACCAGUAUUGGCGAGCAGAGGAUGACCCGAAGGCCUUGCUGUGCUAUCAGGACCCUGCCUGCUGUGACUUUUUGAUCAACCGGACCUUUGCCAUUAUAUCCUCUGUAGUGUCAUUCUACAUCCCUUUGCUCAUAAUGAUAUUUGUCUAUGCCAAAGUCUUCCUUAUAGCCACACGACAGGUACAGCUCAUAGACAAGAUCCGUCUGCGCUUCCAGAGUGAGUACCAAGUGCCGCAGACGCAACAGCUGAGCCACCACAGUAACAACAUCCUGCCCUUGGGCUAUGGAGGCUCCUGCAGCACAAGCAGCACCAGCUCAGCUCGCAAGAGGAGCUCCAGACGAAGGCCUUCACGGCUAACGGUUAUCAAGGAGCACAAGGCCCUCAAGACCUUGGGCAUUAUCAUGGGCACCUUCACCCUCUGCUGGCUGCCUUUCUUUGUGGCUAACAUAAUCAACGUGUUUGACAGGAAUGUGCCCCCUGGAGAGAUCUUCCGCCUGCUCAACUGGCUGGGCUACAUCAAUUCUGGCCUCAACCCCAUCAUCUACUGCAGGAGCCCUGAGUUCCGCACUGCUUUCAAGAACCUACUGGGCUGCCCCUGGUUUUCCACCCCACGAUUUAACAUCUUCUACAAGGAGCUGCGGACACGAUGUCCCUGCUUCCUGGGUUCGGCUGAGGCAGGGGCGGCCUCUUUCCAGAAGCCCCCUGCUGCUGCCACGCCUGAGGGUGAUGAGAGCAUGGCCAGCAGUCAGAGCAGCUAUAAGAGUUUGGAACCUUCCCCAGGACCCCCACACUCCAAUGGCAUCACACAGUUCAGUGACUUCUCAGAACCAGAACAUUUAUUUUUCACAUUACAGGAAAAGGAUGGGUGAAAGAUUUGGAAACGAAUCUCAAGAAAUUCAAAAGAACAAAAGGCCGACCCCAGCAGUGACUUUCACAACUGACUGAGCAGAGAUUGGAAUGGCUGAGAUGAUACUGCACAAAGAACAACCUAAUAAUGCAGAUGCACUGGCCCUGGUGAAUAUGAGCAAGGAAGAUUUACAAGACCCUGAGGAGGAGAACUGAACUGGGCAGUUUGGUUUGGCUGGCCUGGAUGUUUGGGAGCGGCACCAGUUUAAAGGUCCAGAUCACAAGACUUGAAGACUAACUGUGUCAACACAGCACCCUGAGGAAGACUGUUCACUGCAACCCAGCAUUAAAUCAUCAUCAUGAACUGAGGUAUCCUGUCCUUGUCUGCCACCAACACGCUCACAGCAUACUGUGUACAAUAGGAUAAACUCUUUCUUUACAACCAGGAAUGAUUGCAGAUGUGUAACAGUAAUACACCGUAGACAUUCAUGCACAAUGUGUGUGGCCUCUGGUCUAAAGUGGGCAAUCAGAAUAAAUGGUGUACAUUAUCUAAUGCAAAGUUAUUUAUUUAUUAUAUCCUCACUAUCUGUACAUGCAAAACUUGUCAACUUAACACAGGAAUAUCAUGUUAUAUGUCUUUACUCUCCAGUAAUGUCCAUAGUGUAGCAACACAUUUUCUAUUCAGUGUUCAUGUCAUUAACCUCUUCACUGCCAAAUCAACCUAAUUAACUGCACUUGAAAUAUAAGUGUUCUUAUCAAGUGAUCAGCCUAAAUAACACUGGUAAUAACCAGAUCCAUUAACAUACAGUACCAGUCAAGAGUUUG
This is a messenger RNA of Salvelinus namaycush (lake trout), 2693 nucleotides long. Its product is annotated as beta-1 adrenergic receptor-like. Gene Ontology annotation, cellular component: membrane. Gene Ontology annotation, molecular function: norepinephrine binding; beta3-adrenergic receptor activity; epinephrine binding. The transcript is spliced from 2 exons. The record is from RefSeq and is a predicted model, not a curated record. Bases 509 to 1891 code for a protein of 460 amino acids. NCBI's taxonomy places the organism in Eukaryota, Metazoa, Chordata, Actinopteri, Salmoniformes, Salmonidae. Gene Ontology annotation, biological process: adenylate cyclase-activating adrenergic receptor signaling pathway; norepinephrine-epinephrine-mediated vasodilation involved in regulation of systemic arterial blood pressure.